CAAGAGCUUCGUGGAAAGUGGUAUACGCGAGUUUAACUCUGCUGUCUUCCGAUGGCUUUUCUUCUUCUUCCAGGAACCUCUAUACACCCAGCGACCACCUUUCUUUCCUUUGAUAUCCUCUAUAUAUUAUUAUAUAUACAACCAUCUCUAAUCAUAUCUUCUCAGCAGUUUCAAAUCAACUCCACAAUCACUUAACCAACUUAUUCUCUCGAUCAAUGGAUAGCAACAACAAGGAGUCUCAGUUCCAUGAUUUCUUACCUCUAAUGGCGGACAAACUGGGAGGAGAUGGUCUGAUUGAUGAAAUGUGCAAAGGGUUUCAGCUGUUGAUGGAUCAAGAUAAAGGGGUGAUCACUUUCGAUAGUUUGAAGAAGAAUUCUUCAUAUUUAGGUCUUCAGGAUCUGUCUGAUGUUGAUCUUUGGAGCAUGUUGAGAGAAGGCGAUUUCGAUGGAGAUGGUGCACUCAGUCAGAUGGAGUUUUGUGUUCUCAUGUUUAGAUUAAGCCCUGAUUUGAUGGACCAAUCUGAGUUUUUGUUAGAACAAGCUCUGGAACAGGAGUUUGAUAAUUUCCAAUAUUGAAUUGUAAUUCUUCAUUAUUUUUAGAAUUAUGGAACCUGUUGAUAAUACUCCCAAAGCACAAAUCUGUUGUCUUCAUGCUAAUACUGAGUUAUACUUUAUGUAUAAGCUUUAGAAUUAUUGAACCUGUUGAUAUUACUCCCAAAGGACAAAUCUGUUGUUUUCGUGCUAAUAUUGAGUUCUACUUUAUGUAUAAUUUUUAGAAUUA
Messenger RNA from Helianthus annuus (common sunflower), 780 nucleotides. Its product is annotated as calcium-binding protein PBP1. Lineage: Eukaryota; Viridiplantae; Streptophyta; Magnoliopsida; Asterales; Asteraceae. The record is from RefSeq and is a predicted model, not a curated record. Gene Ontology annotation, molecular function: calcium ion binding. The transcript has a single exon. The coding region runs from base 216 to 575 and encodes 119 amino acids.